GGCGUGGUCUCAGUGUCCGCGUUGAAAAGCGGCUGCGGCUGGUAGUCGUUAAAGCGCAGCGGUGAUGGAGGAGCCGAGGAUCCGAGUACUACAGAGCCUCCGCGGGAAGAUCUGUGAAGGGAAGAAUCUGGGAUGUGGCUCCGGAUCGAACCGUCUGCGAGAUGUUGGCACCUUCUGCACAAUCAGCCUGGACCAGGAGGAGGUGUUCCGCACUAAAGUCUACGAGAAGAGCCUCAGUCCGUUUUAUGGAGAGGAUUUCUACUUUGAGAUUCCACGGCCAUUCCAGUGUCUGUCCUUUCACGUUUACGCCAAGAGUGUGUUCCAGAGGGAGCAGCCAGUAGGUAAAGUGUCUAUUAGGAAGGAUGAUCUCAGUAAGUACAGUGGAAAGGAGCACUGGUUUGGGCUGCAGCCUGUGGAUCCCAACUCUGAAGUGCAGGGGAAGGUUCACCUGGAGAUGAAGCUGAAUGAGCUGAUCACAGAUAAUGGGCCGGUCUCUCCGCGGCUGCAAGUCAGAAUAAUCGAGUGCCAGGGCUUACCCUUGAUAAGUGGGCAGAACUGUGACUCUUUCGCAUCAGUAACACUCAUUGGACCCUCCAGGUCUGAUCAGAGAAAGACGAAAGUGAAGAAGAAAACCAGUGACCCUCACUUUGAUGAAACCUUUUACUUUGAGGUGUCCAGAUCCAGCAGCUACACCAAGAAGUCCCACUUUCAGGUGGAGGAGGAGGACAUUGAGAAACUGGAGAUCAAGGUGGAGUUGUGGAAUAAUGGGAAUUUGGCUCAGGAUGUUUUUCUGGGAGAAACUCGAGUGUCACUGAAGAUCCUGAGAAACGACCUUGUACACAAAGCAUGGUAUCUUCUUCAGCCGCGGGGGAACGGUACUAAGCCGAAGCCUGAUGAUCUGGGUUCUCUGAGGCUGAAUGUGAACUACACUGAGGACAACGUUCUCCCGUCCCCCUGCUACGUUCCCCUUCGGAAACUGCUGCUCAGAUCACCUGACGUUAAGCCUGUGUCUGCGUCGGCAGCUCAUAUUCUGGGUGAUGUGUGUAGAGAUCGGUAUGAAGCGUCUCUGCCGGUCGUUCGGCUGCUGUUACAUCAUAACAAGCUGCUGCCCUUCCUCACCGCCAUCUCUGCUUUAGAGCUGGAGAAUACACAAGAGGCGAACACCAUAUUCCGGGGGAAUUCUCUGGCCACUCGCUGCAUCGAUGACAUGAUGAAGAUGGUGGGGCGGAGCUACCUGACCAUCACACUUAAAACUGUUCUGGAUGAGAUCUGUGAUUCCAAUAAGUCCUGCGAAAUCGAUCCCAUCAAACUGAAGGAGGGAGACAACGUGGAGGUGAACAAGGAGAACCUGCAGAUCUAUGUUCAGAAGGUUUUCUCCUCCAUCACGCAGUCCAGUGCCAGCUGUCCUCCACUGAUGUGUGAUGUGUUCCGGGCUCUGCGGCGGCUGGCGAGCGACCGGUUCCCUGGUGAUCCUCAUGUCCAGUACUCAGCAGUCAGCAGCUUUGUGUUUCUGAGGUUCUUUGCUGUGGCUGUUCUCUCACCUCACACCUUCCAGCUCCGCCCACACCAUCCAGACCCAGAGGUUUGCCGCACUCUGACACUCAUCUCAAAAACCAUCCAGACUCUGGGCAGCUGGAGCAGCCUGUCUAAAAACAAACUGUCGAGUUUUAAAGAGACGUACAUGUACGACUUCUUCAAACUAUUCCAGGAAGAUCAGUGUAUAGAAAAAGUUAAAAAGUUUUUAGACGAUAUUUCCUCCAAUGUGAGUAAAGGAACAUGUGGAGUGGAAGAUUCAGUUGUGCUGAAGGAGGGAGAGAUCCAUAAGCGAGCUCAGGGGAAGAAGCUUUUGGGGAAGAAGAACUUUAAGAAGCGCUGGCUGAGGAUCACUACACGUGAACUGUCCUACCACAAACACAAAGGGAAAGAUGCUCUGUGUGUGAUUCCUGUGAAGAACAUCCUGGGAGUUGAGAAACUGGAAGAGAAUGCGUUCAACCGCAAAAAUAUGUUUCAGGUGUUGCUGGGCGAGAGGCCGCUGUAUGUUCAGGCGGGUAACUGCGUGGAGGCGAGCGAGUGGAUAGAAGUGCUGAGUCAGGUGAGCCGCUGUAACCCGGGACGACUCAGCACCUUCCAUCCGUCCGCCUUCGUUGGGGGGGUGUGGCUCUGCUGCAAGGAGACAACAGAGAACCUGCCCGGCUGUAGGCCCUGCACCACCAGCACACUGGCCAACAUUCAGCUGGAGAUUGACUGUGACAGAGAAACGGAGCGGAUCUUCUCGCUGUUCAGUGCCAGCCUGCCUCGCCUGCAGAAGAUGGAGGAUGCUUGUGCUGGAAUGUCGGUGUAUCUGGGUCAGCAGAAGGAGCAGGAGGAAUACUCAGCCUUUAUCAUACAGGACCCAAAAGAGACCUUCCGCACCAUUAAAGAGAUUCGAGAGGUGCUGGAGGAGCUGAAGGCUCAGCACACCGACAAGGAGGCAUUAACGGACCAGCCAGGAACCAUUGAGAACCCCAUUGUGGGAAAGGUGUUGUAGUGGCUUCAGCCUGAGGAGCGGCGAGCUGCUCCAACUGCGCCCACCAGCAGGGGGUGCGGCGUUUCCUGCCGGAGAGAAACGGCCCGGCGAGAACGCCCGAAGAACACUCCCAUAAUACUCCUGUGUGUCCUGAAGGAGAAAGAGAGAGAGAGGGGACCGCUGGAACGACUGGUCCGGUCCGGUCUGGUCUGGUCUGGUCCAGGUGGAGGACUAGAAGGGCAUUAGAGAGUCAGUAAACGAGUGCCUCCGUCACCAAACGCUUCAAUCAGUCUUAACGAACAAGGCGCGUUUAAGCGCUUACACUUAUUCGCACAAAAAAAAACAAAAAAACAAAAUGACCCAAUCAGCUCCUUCACUCCCACAGGCUGUGACCAAUCAGACGCCUCCGUCUGAGAGAACAAGGCUGCUACCAAUAACUCAAACCUCCAGUUUUGUGUUUGUUUGUUGUAAACAGGGGUUUAGACCCUGUCGACGAUCACGAUGUCGGUUUAAAGGGAAUUCUGCUUGGUUUCGGCCGUGUUUCAGCUCCAGCUCUUUCCGCAGCCGCCCGGAGCCCAGCUUAAUCUGCCUUAUCUUAAUCAGUGACGAUCUCACAAUCCUGCACCUGUCUGAGGAUUAGGGACUAACACACAAGCACUUUAGAUAUCUGGAAUAUUCCAGAUGAGAUGAUUUUAGAUACGGAGUAUCAGUUUAUUCCGCUUUAUUGAUCAGUUGAAUGAUCAGCGCAGCGCUCCUGUAGAUUACGCUUCAGUUCAGAUCCUGCAGAUUUUAUAGCUAUUUUUCUUAAAAAGCCAAAGACUUUUUGUAGAGUUUAGCGGAACUGAAAAAAAGGGUAUUUUUUUCUUCUUCUUUUUUUUCGUAUUCAAAGGAAAAUAGUUUGUCUAUCUGUUUUGUUUGUUUGUUUGUUUGUUUGUUUGAUUGUUUGUUUAAUGGACCAACAUUAAAUAACAUUUAACCUUUUGAACUUUUGAACGAUACAAUCAGACCUGCAGCUCCUUGACCUGCGCAUGUUGUCACAUCUCUUUAAUUCAAUUCUUAGAUCAAUCAGAAUUAAUCCUAUUCGUCCUUUAGCGAAUGUGACGCUAUAUCAUACGAAACAUUCCUUAGUGCACUCAGUCAGCAGCUCAGCUUUUGCACAAUCAGUUCCUCAACUCUCUUCAGCUGCAGCCCGUUUCAAUAUUUUGGCCUCAUUUAUUAAACCUUGUCGUAAGUCAUUAUUAUUAAUAAUAAUAUUGUUAUUGAUGUUAGUUUCUGUUUUGUUAUUGUUAUUAUUAUUAUUUUUAUUACAGUUACUAUUAUUAUUAUUAUUAUUAAUAUUAUUCUUGUUUCACAGUCUAGUCUAUACCGCUAAGACGAGUUUCAUCAUCCACUCUUUGUCCAAAAGUAUUCAGACAGGCAUUCCCCCUGAAAUCGUGAGCUUCAUUUCAGAGUUUGUUGUUAGAGAUGCACUGAAAUUAAUUAUUUUUUUACUAAAACUGAACAAAAUGAAUCAUUUAAUCAUUAAAAAAAACUUCUAUUAGAGAAAACAUCUGAAAUAGGAAGAGUCAAUUGAUGAGCAAUUGUUUGGUAUGAACAAAUUUAUUUAUCAAUUUUUUUGCCAUUUUUGGCUGAAUAAUAUUGCCAAAUAUUCGGUGCAUCCUAAUUUGUUGCCCUUCACUGCAGUAACAGCCUUUUUUCUACCUUUCUAAAAAGGCUGUCCAACUAGUUGUUGGAACAUUGUUGUUAUAGGAGGAAACAUUUGAUUGUAUUCAGCUCCUUAACAGUGAGAGCUUCAGUGAGGUCAGGCCAGACACCAACGUCCCAAAACUACUGACUGGAGCUCCAUCAUCACUCCAGGGAACACAGCUCUACUGCCAGCUCUGCAGCCCAGUGCUGGGGGUCUUUCUACCCCUCUAGCCCACUCUCAGCAUUUAACAGAGCUUCUGUAGGGCCAUGUGCUCAAAGCUGCUCUGGAGUAUCAUGUUCUGCUGAUCAGUAUGAUUUAUAAAUGGAGAUAUCUCAGUUCAGUGUGAUCAGACAUCAUAAGCAGCUCAAUCAGUACAGAAAAUGUGUGUCUGGAUACUGUUGGACAUGUAGUGUGUUUUGGAUUUACUUUUUUUUUGGAUCAUAAAAACCCUUUUCAGUGAAUCUUGUUUUUUUUUUUUUUUUUUUUUUUGGAUCAUUGGGAAACCCCACCUGCUCGAGCUGUAUGUGUGUUUUUUUAAUGUAUGUUAUUAAUGGAAGUGAUUUCAUAAUGUAAUUGAUGAUGUAAUUGAUUUAAAUGGUACAUUCCUCUCUGUGGUACUCUCUGCGUGACCCUUUAGCGGUACACUCUAUGGGUGUGGCCUGUGCCCAUGUGAACGCUCGGCCCGAUUAAUUGAAUCACUGUUAAUUAAUGAAGGAUCCAGAUGUGAGACUCGACCUCGUUGCAACCAGUUAUGGCAUGUUAUGACCUGUUAUGACGCAUUAUGACCUGUUAUGACAGGUCAUGACCUGUUUUGAUGUGUUAUGGCCUGUUAUGACCUGUUAUCCCGUUAUGACUAGUUAUGACCUGUCAUAACCUGUUAUGGUAUGACCUGUAAUGACUUCUUUUGACCUGUUACAAUGCAUUAUGACCUGUAAAUACCUGUCAUGAUCUGUCAUGACCUGUUAUGAUGUCUUAUGGCGUUUUAUGACCUGUUAUUAUUUAAUGGCUUGUUAUGACCUGUUAUAACCUGUUAUGGGAUGACCUGUCAUGACCUCUUUUGACUGUUAUGAUGCAUUAUGACCUGUAAUUACUUGUCAUGAUCUGUCAUGACCUGUUUUGAUGUGUUAUGGCCUGUUAUCAUAUUAUUACUAGUUAUGGCCUAUCAUAACCUGUUAUGGUAUGACCUGUCAUUAACUUUUUGACCUGUUAUGACGCAUUAUGACCUGUAAUUACCGGUCAUGAUCUGUCAUGACCUGUUAUGAAACGUUAUGCCCUGUUAUCACAUUAUGACUAGUUAUGACCUGUCGUAACCUGUUAUGGUAUGACUUGUCAUGACCUUUUUGACCUGUUAUGACCCAUUAUGACCUGUAAUUACUGAUCAUGACCUGUUAUGAUGCGUUAUGGCUUGUUAUGGCCUCUCAUAACCUGUUAUGAAACGUUAUGGCCUGUCAUGACCUGUUAUUUCACGUUAUGGUCUUUUAUGACCUCUCUCUGUUUGUUAUUAACCUCCCGUUUUUUUUUAAGUGAAGCGCAUGUGAAAUCAUGCAGUGGCCUUUUUAGAUCCCCAGUGCUAGAGCAGGGGGUUCUGCUGUUCUAAAUUCAGCUCUUACCAUUUCGAACGAAUGAGGAUAAUGAGAUUAGCAUUAGCAUUAGCUUUGAUGUGGUGUAAAGGGACUCGGGUCUGGUUGGAGUGCCGCAGAGGAGACCUGAAUGAAGACAUUCCACUCGGUGACGUUUUACAGCCGAUCCUGGGAACAGGUUUUAGCAGAAACUCGUGCUAAUCCACAUUGCUAAUCCGCAUUGCUAACGUUUCUGUUUCUGUUUGUUAUUUAAACUUUUUAUAUGAUGAAUUUCUUAACAAAACUCACAUAUUUCUUAUUUUCUUCUUAUUCAGAAAUAAUUUACAAUAAAAUCUCUUGUCAGUU
This is a messenger RNA of Astyanax mexicanus (Mexican tetra), 6118 nucleotides long. RefSeq names its product RAS p21 protein activator 2 (gene rasa2). NCBI's taxonomy places the organism in Eukaryota, Metazoa, Chordata, Actinopteri, Characiformes, Acestrorhamphidae. The coding region runs from base 65 to 2527 and encodes 820 amino acids. The record is from RefSeq and is a predicted model, not a curated record. The transcript is spliced from 24 exons. Gene Ontology annotation, biological process: intracellular signal transduction; regulation of GTPase activity.